AUGGAUGCUCAAGAAUUCCGCGAGGCUGCCAAAGCUGCCAUAGACGAGAUAACUCACUGGAGCGAAACUGUUGAAGACCAUCGCGUAGUCUCAAACGUCAAACCAGGCUAUCUACGUCCUCUUCUCCCCUCCGCAGCCCCCCAGGACCCAGAGCCUUGGUCUGCCAUCCACGAUGAUAUCCAGACCAAGAUCUUCCCGGGCAUCACCCACUGGGCGAGCCCUCGCUUCAUGGCCUUCUUCCCCUGCUCCAGCAGCUACCCGGCUGCCCUGGCCGAGAUGUACUCCAAUGCCUUCAACGGCGCCCACUUCAACUGGAUCUGCAGUCCUGCUGUCACUGAGCUUGAGACUGUUGUCAUGGACUGGCUUGCCCAGGCCUUGGGUCUGCCCGAGUGUUAUCUUAGCGGCGGCUCGACGCAUGGCGGCGGUGUUAUCCACGGGAGUGCCAGUGAAGCUAUCCUCACAAACAUGUGUGCUGCACGGGAGAAGUACCUCGCUGCUGUGACCGCUCACCUCCCCGACGGCACUGAUGAAAAAGAGGACGCUCUCUGGCACCACCGCAGCAAGCUCGUUGCCCUCGGCAGCGCAGGCACGCACUCAAGCACCAAGAAGGUCGCUCAGAUCCUCGGCGUACGCUUCGCCACUGUGCCCAUCUCAGAGGCCGAUAGCUUUGCUCUCAAGGGCAAGGCACUCGCUGUAACAAUCGCGAACCUGCGCUCUCGCGGCCUCGAGCCGUUUUUCCUAACUGCCACUCUCGGAACGACUGAUGUCUGCGCUGUGGACGACUUCGAGGGUAUAGUCCAGGCUCUGAAGCCAACUUUCGAGACGCCUCAGGAGGUGUGGGUGCACGUCGACGCGGCAUACGCUGGCUCAGCGCUUGUCCUCAAAGAGAAUCACCAUCUAGUCAAGGCCUUCUCAUCGUUCCACUCCUUCAGCUUCAGCCCGCACAAGUGGCUCCUGACCACCUUCGACUGCUCCGCCGUGUGGGUGCGUCGUCGGUCAUGGCUCAUCCAAGCACUCAGCAUCAAGCCCCCUUACCUACGCAACCAGUUCAGCGACGACGAGCUGGUUACCGACUACCGCGACUGGCAGCUCUCCCUAGGCAGACGUUUCCGCGCCCUCAAGCUGUGGUUCGUCAUGCGCAGCUUCGGCAUCAGCGGUCUGCAGAAGCACAUCCGCCACGGCGUAGAGCUUGGCGAGAGUCUGGAGAACAAGAUUGCGUCCCGCCGAGAUAUCCUGACUGUUUUCACACCGGCGCGCUUCGGCCUCGUCACACUACGAGUCAACGGCGCAGACGAGACGGAGAUUAACGACCGCACUGAAGCAGUCUACGAGGCCAUCAACGCAACGGGAGAGUUCUACCUCACCGGUACUGUCGUCAAUGGCAAGUUCGCUAUUCGCGUGUGUACUGGCGUGACCAAAGUUGAGGAGCAGCAUGUGCAGCGUAUCUUCGAUAUCUUGGUUGAGACAGCGGAGGCUGAGAUUGCUAGGAAGGCGUGA
Molecule: messenger RNA, 1497 nt
Organism: Fusarium sp. VM40
Lineage: Eukaryota; Fungi; Ascomycota; Sordariomycetes; Hypocreales; Nectriaceae
Source: the annotation of a GenBank genome assembly